Messenger RNA from Durusdinium trenchii, 1766 nucleotides. The record is from the annotation of a GenBank genome assembly. NCBI's taxonomy places the organism in Eukaryota, Dinophyceae, Suessiales, Symbiodiniaceae.
CAGGACUCCAGCUGCUUCCCCAGAAGGGUAUCGCGAAGUGAUCAUGAUACAAAUCGGCAGCCGCUGCGGCUCCCAAUGACGCGCGGUGCUGACGUGUCGCGGCGCUGACGUGUCGGCGGGGGGGUUAGCUGCAGCAGAAUUAUGUCAGGUUCCUUUGUGGUGUUUACAUGGAUUUGCAUUGGUGCUGGAGCCAUCCGGAAUGACGACGAGAAGCCGACGCCGCACCUGCGGCCGUCGAAUGCGCUGUUCGACCAAAGCGGCAGCCCAAAGCCAGCAUGGUUGGAGGAGGGCUGGAACUUCAGCUCCUCAACACCUAUUUGUGGCCACGUGACCAACUUCGAAUUCGAGGGCCUCAAGCUGCAUUGUGAGAACUACCUGAAGAAGAUCCGAGAUGUGUUUGAGGUGCCCACCCCCCAAGAGAUCCUGGAGACGAAUCACAUCGACCUUUCCGCUGCCGAGGAAGGAACGGGGCGAAGUGGAGCGAAGAUGCUCUUCAGCAAGGACAAGAAGUUCAUCAUCAAAACGAUGUCAGCUCGCGACCUGGGUGCCUUCAUCAAAGUUGUGGAGAAGUACACCGCGCACCUGGUGUCCCAUGCCAGUGAGUCUGCGAUGAUGAGGUACUAUGCCAUCUUAGAGGACGAAGGGGGUGGUUUCUGGCUCAUCGCCAACAACUGGCUUCCAGUGAAAUUCCCCGUGGUUUGGGACUUGAAGGGCUCGAUGGUGGGGCGCAAGAAUGGCGACACCGAGAGUGAUCAAAAGGACCAGGAUUGGCUGAACCAAAACAAAGCGUUGGCCUUGCCCCCGGACCAACGUGCGGUGGCCCUCCAGACUCUGGAGAGCGAUAGCCUCUUGCUCUCACGCGCGAAUCUGAUUGACUAUUCGUUGAUUGUGGGGCUUUUGGUGUACCAACUUGAUGCGUGCAAUGGACCCAACCAGCCUUCGUGCAUUGCGCCCGUGUGCCAUCCCGAUGGUGGCUGUGGAGAGGCAGCGUACACCUUGGGCGAUUACUUCACCGAGGUUAAGGACUUCUACUGCACGGAGUCUUCGCUGAAAGAGAGACAACUUGGACACACCUGCAUGGGUGGCUUCACAAGCAGCUUGAAGGUCUACUUCCAGUGCUUUGGAAUCAUCGACCUCCUUAAGCCCUUCGACGUUAAGAGCCGCGCGGAGUAUACUGUGAAGGCCGGCUGGGGACGCAAGAUCUCGGCGCAGCCCGCGGACAGCUAUGCUGAGCGAUUCUUUCAGUUCAUGUACGAGAAGGUCUUCCCCGAAACCUUGUCGCGGUCCACAGCGCCACUGGUGCUCUCGCAUGAGACGUGCCGCAACUGGGGCAGCAAAGUGCACUCCGAAGGGCCUAAUGUCCUCAUGAUCACACUCGUCGCGCUGGGCGUGGGUCUUCUGGGUGGCGGAGCCUUCGCCUGGUGGUACUUUCGGUCACGCAAAGCGUCGUCGCCGCCGACGGUGGGUGGCGACUCGCUUCAUGCCUAUCAACCAGACACCUAUCACGCGUACAACCCCCAGGUCGGUCCCAACGGCGCGUGGGCAUAUGGCAGCGGUGCCACUGCAGUGCCUGGCACGUAUGGAGCUGACUAUGGCAGUGCCUACGGUGGAGCCUACCCUACGCAAGGCAUGCAGGGCAUGCAGGGCGCAGCGGGCUCAGGUGCCACGGGUGGCUAUUGAGGUCCAAAAAGCGCGCCGAAACGAGGCGAAGCGGGGCGUUUCGCCAUUCGGAUCUGCUAGAGAUUGGAUUGAUCGUCCGAAUGGAG